AUGACAAAUCGAGGAGCGGAAACCGUGAUUGUACAAAAAGAUGACGGCACUACUGAGACGCAGUUGAUGCUGCGCUCAGAAGACGACGCCACGCAUACGACAGUGGACCUAGGGCCUGCAAAGGAAAUCCAGCACUCUGACGACUUCCCGAAACCAGCACAAGCCAGCCCAGUACAAAAAGAGAAGAAAAAGCUUCAAUUCCAUAUGGCAAGCAAGAUCCAAAUCAUUCCUGACAAUCGACAAGGCCAGCUGAACACCGGUUUUUUGGCUACAAUUCCUGGUGUCCUCAAAAUCGCCGAAAUAAUUCUUGCCUUCGUCGCCUUCGUACUGGCUAUAUGUGCCGACAGAAGGUCUACCACUGCUGCAUGGACAGAACAUAUCACCUUCGAAACGAUGAUCGUCGUCGCUGCUUUACUAGCCGGUUACGUCUGCUUCCCACACCUUAGCAUCCGUGAGGAGCCAACACGAGAAGGGCUGAUUGUCUUGGAGCUGAUUUUCUACGGCAUCAACACGCUCUUCUAUUUCAUCUCUAUUUGGCUGAUGGUCCACUUGUCGGCGAGCUGGGGCACCGACGGAAGAGGAGCAGCUAUCAUGACUGCGAUCAUCUGCGUAGCGCUGACAAUCAUUUUUGCCAUUGAGACUUUCCUGAAGUUGAAAGCGUGGCGAGGAGAGAAUGAACCGAGCAGCAAAGUGAUAACCACCGGACCGCAACCCGCUCAAGGCUGA
This is a messenger RNA of Ostertagia ostertagi, 726 nucleotides long. The record is from the annotation of a GenBank genome assembly. NCBI's taxonomy places the organism in Eukaryota, Metazoa, Nematoda, Chromadorea, Rhabditida, Trichostrongylidae.